Aspergillus wentii DTO 134E9 is the source of this 1691-nucleotide messenger RNA. Its product is annotated as microfibrillar-associated 1 family protein. The record is from RefSeq and is a predicted model, not a curated record. Bases 228 to 1691 code for a protein of 487 amino acids. Lineage: Eukaryota; Fungi; Ascomycota; Eurotiomycetes; Eurotiales; Aspergillaceae. Gene Ontology annotation, molecular function: RNA binding. The transcript is spliced from 2 exons. Gene Ontology annotation, cellular component: U2-type spliceosomal complex. Gene Ontology annotation, biological process: mRNA splicing, via spliceosome.
ACGUGACCAGGCAAGAUCGCCGCAGCUGCGCCGAAAGCUUUGGAGCCGUACGUCAAUCAACUCGCAUUCCAUCUGCGAUUGGCCUUUAAGACCAACACAUUUACUUUCAUUUAUCAGAUAAAUACAUCGCAAGGACCGCUAUCAAUUUCAGCUUCAGUAGCUACACCUCGACUUCCUACAAACACCUUUUUGCGAAUUGAAACUGCCGUCGCGGCAUCGUCGUCGACAUGCCUCCUCCAUUACCCUCCGUCCAUCGCGGCAUGACCGCCAACCCGCUCAAACCCAGCCGCUACAGACCCGGAAAAGCCGUUGCCGAGGAGCCGUCUUCAUCAGAGGAGGAAGAGGAUGAGGAGGAGAGUGAGAAGAUCAAAGAGCAAGAACGUCGCAGAGCAGCAGAGGCGCAACGUCGACGAGAGCGACAAGCGCCCAAGGCUACGUCGUUCCCGACUGGCGCUGCUGGAAAGAUUACAAAGAGGGUGCAGGAUGUGAAGAUUGAGGAGGAAGAUGAUGAAGAGGGUUUCGUGACGGAUGAAGAUGAGGAAGAACAGCCGCCUAAAGUAGCUGCGCGUGUUCCGGGUGACCAACCGGCUCCUGCGGCAGUUAAACCAACGCUCAAGGAGGAAGACGAGGAAGAAGAAGAGGAGGAGGAGGAAGAGGAAGAGAGUUCCGAAGAAGAAGAAAGCAGCUCCGAAGACGAAGCACCCCGGAGAGUUCUUUUCCGCCCUACAUUUAUCAAAAAAGAUAAACGGAAUAACGCAGCGACACCAGACACAAGUGGACAGGCACCUGCCGCCGGCGUGGACUCCACCGUGGAAACAGAAGUUCGAAAAGCCCAACGACAAGAAAAGGCAGACAUGCUCGUCCGCGAACAGCUAGAGAAAGACGCCAUCGCCCGCUCCUCAGCGAACAAAGCCUGGGACGACGAUGAAGCAGAGGCAGGCGAAGAAGGCGCCAUCGACGACACGGACGGACUCGACCCAGAAGCCGAAUACGCAGCCUGGAAACUGCGCGAACUCAAGCGCAUCAAGCGCGAGCGCGAAUCCAUCGAAGAAGCAGAAAAGGAGCGCGAAGAGAUCGAACGACGCCGGAACCUGACCGCGGAGGAGCGCGAGCGCGAAGACUCCGAGUUUAUCGCUAAGCAAAAGGAAGAAAAAGACGCUACCCGCGGACAGAGUAGCUUCAUGCAACGCUACUUCCACAAGGGAGCUUUCUUCCGGGAUGAUCUCGAGCGCGAAGGACUGGACAGACGAAACGUCAUGGGACACCGGUUCGUGGACGAUGUCUCGCGCGAGACAUUGCCUCAGUACAUGCAGAUCCGCGAUAUGACCAAGCUCGGCAAAAAGGGACGAACGAGGUACAAGGAUAUGAAGAGCGAGGAUACAGGACAGUUCGGCGAGGGCUUUGAUAAUCGCCGUCGUCGCGAUGGCCCUGCGCUCGGCGUUACCGAUGAGAGAUUCCUUCCUGAUCGUGACGACCAGAGACCCAAGGGUCCCACGGGAGCCAACGCCAGUGUUAUAGACGCGAUGACCGAAGAGACCGGUCAAGAGAUCGCUACAGGCCCGAGGGCGGCAGUCGCAGAAAGCGGAGUCCCUCACCAUAUGACGACCGAGACAAGCGACGACGAAUGCGCAGUGUUUCGCGAUGAAGAUGAUCAAUUUGAAAGAAAGCAAGCAAGCAAAUAUAUCCAUUGA